This is a messenger RNA of Amaranthus tricolor (Joseph's coat), 686 nucleotides long. RefSeq lists its product as uncharacterized. Lineage: Eukaryota; Viridiplantae; Streptophyta; Magnoliopsida; Caryophyllales; Amaranthaceae. The coding region runs from base 45 to 395 and encodes 116 amino acids. The record is from RefSeq and is a predicted model, not a curated record. The transcript is spliced from 2 exons.
UCCGAAGUACCAAAAACACAAAACAAAUCUCUUCUUACCCAAAAAUGGCAAGAAUCUCAUUCUGUUUUCUCGUAGUCGUGGUCUUCGCGAUAUCUCUCAUGUUCGAUGGAACACGUGCAAGGUUUACGGAGAAGCUAACAGAGAGCACGGAGGAGGAAAACAAAAAUGAGUUGGCAAAGGAAAUAUUAUUGGAGGCGGAAAAAAUCGCAAUUCUGGGGGUGGCCGCAGCCGAGCAAGAAAAGAUGGAGUUACAAAGAAAUUCAUUAAAGGAAAUCAUGUUAAAAAGUGAUGAUUUGAAGUGUAUUCCCUGCGGACAAAAUUGUAUCUCCUCCAGAAAUUGUUGCUCUCCUUGUCACUGCAACUUUACUGGUCCCGUUCCACUUUGUACUCGUUAAUUAAAAAUUUUAAAUAUUUCCUCUGUCUUAUUUAUUUAUUUUGCGUACGUUAUAAAUUGAGUAAGGCAGAGAAGUAUGUAUGUUCUAUGAAGCUCCUUGCUACUACUUUGUUAGCAAUCUAAAUCAUAAGCAAAGUUUCAAUAAAAGCAUGGAGCAAUUAUUGUACGUUUUUUUUUUUCUUCUAAGUGAAAGAUGUUUAAUGUUUUGGUCUUCUUGGCCAAGAUAAUCGGUAAGUUGUAUUGUAAUUAUAUUAUGUGUGAUAUGAACUUAUGUAUUAUAUUAUAUUUCGUA